Messenger RNA from Sciurus carolinensis (gray squirrel), 972 nucleotides. RefSeq names its product olfactory receptor 6C6-like. Gene Ontology annotation, biological process: G protein-coupled receptor signaling pathway. The transcript has a single exon. The record is from RefSeq and is a predicted model, not a curated record. Bases 13 to 972 code for a protein of 319 amino acids. Lineage: Eukaryota; Metazoa; Chordata; Mammalia; Rodentia; Sciuridae. Gene Ontology annotation, cellular component: membrane. Gene Ontology annotation, molecular function: olfactory receptor activity; G protein-coupled receptor activity.
AACAAAGGAGAAAUGAAGAAUCAAUCAGUGGAGAUAGAGUUCAUUUUGCUUGGACUGACAGAUGACCCUCUGCUACAAAUUGUGAUUUUCCUGUUUCUAUUUUUCAAUUAUAUCUUGAGCCUGAUGGGGAACUUCAUCAUCAUCAUCCUCACCCUGUUGGAUCCCCGCCUCAAGACUCCAAUGUAUUUCUUCCUCAGAAAUUUUUCCUUCUUGGAAAUUUUGUUCACCACAGCCUCCAUUCCACGGUUCUUGAUAAGCAUUCUCACUGGAGACAAAACAAUUUCCUACAAUGCUUGUGCAACUCAAUUAUUCUUUUAUUUCCUCUUAGGGGUUACAGAGUUUUACCUCCUGGCUGCCAUGUCCUAUGACCGCUAUGUGGCCAUCUGCAAACCCCUUCAUUACCCAGUCGUUAUGAACAGCAGAGUGUGCUGCCAGCUGGUGCUCAGCUCCUGGGCAGCUGGGUUCUUAAUCAUCUUUCCGCCUUUGCUCUUGCUACUCAAGCUGGAUUUCUGUGCUUCCAAAGUGAUCGAUCACUUCCUGUGUGAAUCUUCUGUCCUGCAGAUCUCUUGCACAGAUACACGUUUCAUAGAAUUGAUGGCUUUUGUCUUUGCUGUGAUGACCCUUGUCCUCACAUUGUUAUUGGUGGUCCUCUCCUAUACCUACAUCAUCAAAACCAUUCUCAAAUUCCCUUCUGCUCAACAACGAAGGAAGGCCUUUUCCACCUGUUCCUCACACAUGGUAGUUGUCUCUAUUACUUAUGGCAGUUGUAUCUUUAUGUACAUGAAGCCAUCAGCAAAAGAAAGGGUGACUUUAAUUAAAGAUGUAGCUGUGCUCAAUACCUCUGUUGCACCUUUACUCAACCCUUUCAUUUACACCCUGAGGAACCAGCAGGUGAAAGAAGCUCUCAAGCAUAUGCUCCAAAGGUUUUGUUCAUUUAAAAAAAAAAAAAAGACAAAUUUUAGACAUAAAUAA